CGCGCAGUUUGGUGAACCACCGAGUUCAGCCAUGUUGUGGUUUUGAAUGAGGAAGAAGCGGGAGAGCCUAUUCUUUAGCGAGUUUAAACGCAAUUUAAAGUCACGUUUCGGCGGCGUACUUGUGUUCUGAUGCGACUUAAAAUGACCAUUGUUUUUCGGGACGCGUUAGUUGCGACUCACUGCAGUCCGACUGAAAUUUAAACACAGUUCUGUAAAUUAGCUCGGUGGCUAACAGCGUUAGCUACCGAGGGUAGUUAGCCUAGCACGUUUGCUAGCUAAGCUGCUAGCGAUAACUCUAAGCGAACUAGCUAACAGUUAGCUCGUUUGGUGGAAAAGUAACAUGAUAUUUGUGAGGACUGUUAGCCAGCAAAAUAGCCACAGCUGACCUGCUUGAGUCGAAUGACUUGCAUUAGCGGUGUUUGUUUUGACUGUUGUGGCAGCCGAAUCGAUAGCAAGCAUUGCGUUUAUUUUUUUUUCCAACGGCUAUUUUUUUUUUAACUUUUCGAACGAUGCUGAAUAAAAUCUACGAAUGGAUAGGAACCGGCUUUGCCAGUCUUCGCGACGGAGUACCAGCUGAAGACCACUCAGAUGCACACAGGGCACAGGAAGAUGGUCAUAUGAGGAGAAAAAGACCAAUUGAAUGUUUGGAAGAUGGACAUAACAUCAAUCAAGAUGGCCUGAUGAUCAAGAAAUCUCGAAUGGGAGAUCUCAUUGACUCAGUCAAGAUUGCAGCCGAAGGGGUAAAGAGCCAUAGCUCUACUGUGGCCACAUGGAUGAGAAACAAUGUGAGUCCUACCUUGAGAAACAUACUGCCUGCCUCCCCUGGUCCUCCACCACUAGAAGACCAUCCACAGCCUCAGGCCUCAACAUCAGCAAUGGCUUGGGCAGGAAGGCCGACUGUAGAGGGAAACUUUCUGGAUGAGACAUUCGCUGCACCCUCGACAACAUUGGAAUGGAAAGCAUCCAAAUCAGACUCUUUACGAACUGAGAAGACAAUUAUGGGAUCAAAAGUCUGCAGGCGACAAGUGUGCAUGAGUCUUGCACAUCGUGAAAUACCCAAAACAAAUGGGCACUCGGUCAGCUUGCCACCCUCGAGCACUCCUAAAGUAUACUCUACUCCACGGCUAGGCAGGCCCCUCAACCUACGACCACAUGGAACAUCAAGUCAGUUCAGUGCGACAGGCACAAUCAGCAACACCUACAACACCAUGUAUGAGAAGACCUUUCCCAUCAAAGUGGUGCAGAGCCCAACACACAGCACCUCAUCCAGCCGCACACACAGGGCCAGACCUCACUGCACUGCACAGGAGUCUAUUCGUGAAGAUGAGAAGGAGGUGUACAGGCAGCUGCUGACCAUGGUCUCUGGUGGUCAGUCAUCUUUCCUCCAUAACGGCAGCUCACACGCCAUUGUGCGGUCACACAGAGAUUUCACCAGCUUCCUUAGCACCAGUCGAAGGCUGCUACACCUCUCGUCCCCUGCUGGGUCAGGGGCAGGAGGAACUUCAGAGGGACCCAGCGGACCCCCCAGUCCCAGGGGCAUAUCCAGUCAGAGCUCCAGUAACCUCCCCAGCCCAGUGGAGGACUCUGGCAAGCCAAGGAACCAGACAUGGUCUCCAGGUGCUGAAAUCAGCCUCAGUGGAACAGCCACUCUCAUAUCUGCACCUUCCCCAGCUGCCCUGCAAGAUACCUCAUCUCAGGACACACAAUCAUCAGUUCACGAUGGCGACUCCGUAAUAAUUGUAAAAGAGCAAAAGGGUAUAAAGCCAGACAGCUCAAGUGUGCCAUGCUUCCAAGCAGAGUUAUGGAUCAAAGAACUGACCAGUAUGUAUGACUCACGUGCACGAGAGAGACGGAGACAAAUUGAAGAGCAGGAGGCCUUGGCUGCCCAGCUGUUACGGCAGCGCCUGUCUGAGGAACGACAGCGUAGUCCAGAUGUGGAGGUCCAUGUACGAGUCCCUUUGGAGAAGGAGGUUCCUUUGACUCCUGUAGUAGAAGAGCCCAAGUCCCUGGAGGAGAAACCAGAAUUCCCUGAACUCACUGAGGAGAUGGAGCUUGAGGUGAACCGGGCGCUGAGAGGAGGUAGUCCACAUGAAGUAUUGAGUGAAGGCUUUGGGCUCAGUCUCACACGCAAGGACCUGCAGACCCUCAGCCACCUCAACUGGCUCAAUGAUGAGGUGAUCAACUUUUAUAUGAACCUCCUGGUGGAGCGAAGCAAGGACCCCAACCUGCCAACAGUCGACACUUUCAACACUUUUUUCUUUCCCAAGCUGCGUAGCAGCGGUUAUUCUGCUGUCCGCCGCUGGACUAAAAAGAUGGACAUCUUCUCUGUGGACAUCCUGCUGGUUCCUGUCCACUUGGGGGUGCACUGGUGCCUCUCUGUGGUGGAUUUCCGCAAGAAGACCAUCAUGUACUUUGAUUCUAUGGGAGGAAACAAUGUUGAAGCUUGCAGGAUAUUGUUAGAAUACCUGCGACAGGAAAGCAAGGACAAGAAGGGCAAAGAACUGGAUACCUCAGGCUGGACUCUGCACAGCAAAUUGCGCCAUGAAAUCCCACAGCAGAUGAAUGGCAGUGACUGUGGAAUGUUCACAUGCAAGUACGCAGAGUAUAUCACCAAAGACAAGCCAAUCACAUUUACACAGAAACACAUGCCCUACUUCAGAAGAAGAAUGGUUUGGGAGAUUCUGAACCGUAAACUGUUGUGAGGUCAGAUGAGGAUGGUGAACUGGCGGAGUUAGCUCACGGUGUCAGAAGUGUGUGUGGUGCUUGUGGCUGAGCUCCGUUCAACAGCAGGACGCACUCGGUCCUUUUCUGGGAAAGACUCUCACACCAGCUCAUCUAGAUCAGGACACAACUCUGCCACGCCACGUUCUCCAAGGUCAGCCUCGCCACAGGCCGAUCCUGGCUGGUGGGACAAGGCUGAAACAGAAAGCACUGCCUCUCAGGCCUCAGCUCCAGCUCAAUAUUUUUUGGUACACCGUCGGAGCAUCGGUAUUGCAGCUGAAACACUGCGUAUUUUGUAUCGCCCGGCCUGAACUGUUUGAGGAAUCAGAUUUGUACUGAUUUACAAAUCAUACUCUGAAAGGUAAUAAUCACAACCAUUUCUUUUUUUUGCCAACACACAGUUUACAUGUUGUUUUUGUCAUACAGGGAAAUAAGUGCAAUGCUUAAGGUGGCAUUUUAACAGCAGUAAUAUAACUUUUUGCUGAUUGGCCACUGUCAGUGUUUGUUUGCUAGUUAGGUGGUAUAUUUAAAAUAAAUUUUUCACAUUUAAUAUAAAAUUGAAAAUACCCACAUACCACGAUUAUUUUUUGAUGAGACAAACUACCUUUUUAGGCUAAAGGGUUGUCAGAAGCAACAUUGUAAACUGAGGUUGAAAUUUAUACAGUGAGUACAAAGUUUUUGUUUAUUUUCAGCAUUUGGUUUGUGUCUUGCCCUGCAAGAUGAACCACUACACCUAUGCUAGUUCUGUCAUUUUUGGUCAUCUGUUGAAAACUGCGCAAAAGCCUUCAAAUGAGUCCUAAUCUCAGAGUAUGGUUUGUAACACACAUGGCAGAAUUGGUGAUACGUGUUGAUCUACUGCUAUGCCACUGAGGUAAAAGUGUAACCCACCAGUCUUAGUUACACCUUGAAAUAGCUGGAUGCACAAGUAUUACCGUUUCCUACUUAUACAUGAGUCUUGAUACAAGAUUGUAAACUGAAGUUCAAAGUCUAUUUUAUGUAUUUGAGAGAGUUUCUUUUUUUCCUUUCUUUGUUCAAACAGCAACUUUGGGCAUAUUCAGGAUAUUUUCAACAUUGUACAUAAUUAUACAGUCUCUUGGACAGUGUAUUUAAUAUACUUUUUUUUUUUUUUUUACCUUUUUCAUAUCCAUUUUUUAUCUAGAUCAAAGUCCCUUUUAGUAAUAAAUUCCUCAUGUAUUGUGA
This is a messenger RNA of Myripristis murdjan (pinecone soldierfish), 3921 nucleotides long. It is a transcript of the gene senp1, whose product is annotated as SUMO specific peptidase 1. Gene Ontology annotation, biological process: protein desumoylation; proteolysis. Gene Ontology annotation, molecular function: deSUMOylase activity. Bases 510 to 2702 code for a protein of 730 amino acids. The record is from RefSeq and is a predicted model, not a curated record. The transcript has 18 exons. NCBI's taxonomy places the organism in Eukaryota, Metazoa, Chordata, Actinopteri, Holocentriformes, Holocentridae. Gene Ontology annotation, cellular component: nucleus.